Closterium sp. Naga37s-1 is the source of this 1092-nucleotide messenger RNA. Lineage: Eukaryota; Viridiplantae; Streptophyta; Zygnematophyceae; Desmidiales; Closteriaceae. The record is from the annotation of a GenBank genome assembly.
AUGGACGGUAAAGUGUAUUUCCGUUACGGUGGCUUCUGGAACCGCUACUACCGCCUUGGGAGGUUCCUCCAAACAGUCAAGAUGCUUCAGGACGCAGUGACACAGUACCGUCUCUUCUCCCUCCGUCUCGAGUUCUUCCUCAACACAUGCGACCACCCCAUGUCGUUCCACAGCUCGCACUGGCCGAAUAGAGGCGGGCUGCCCUUCAUGAGCACGGGAUUCACAGCAGAUACGAUCGACAUUCCAGUGCCAGACCCGCUUGACCUCACAGGGCCAUACACCCCAGACCUCAGCACCCAGAUCCCCUGGGAGAAGAAAGAGUCUCGAGCGGUGUUUCGAGGCAAAACAACCAACUAUGAGCUUUUACCAGCGGGCAACUGGGGGGCCAACCCGCGCAUCCGCCUGCAUUUAAUGUCCCCCGCAGCGCCCCACCUCAUGGAUGCUCACAUCAACGCGUGGUCCAAGGUGGAGCAGCAUGUGGUGAAGAGGAUAGUAAAGGAUGGGGUCAGGCUCGCCAGGAAGAUGAACUUCCAGCAGUUCAACGCCUUCAAGUACCAGAUAGUGGCAGACGGGGGGGGAGGCAGUUGUCGCACGUGUGGGGUGCUGCGAUCCAACCAGCUCAUCAUAAGGCAGCACACGCCCAUGCUGCAGUUCUACGAGCCUCUGCUGCAGGAUCGGGUGCACUGGCUCGCCACCUCCCGAACCUUCUCAGACCUACACGAGGCGAUCAUAUGGGCGCAGCAGCACGACAAGGCAGUUCUAAGGAUGGUGGAGGCAGCCAAUCGGUUUGCAGACCAUGCAUGCACGUGGCACGGGCGCAUGCUGUACUGGGCUCUUCUUCUCGUGAAGUACCAAGACGUUAUGGCUGAACCUGAAAGAGUCUCAAAGCCUGCCCAGCUGUGCUUGAAACCCAUCGUGGCAGCAACAGGGGUGGAGAAGGAUCCAGCAUCGGUCAUAUGCAGCGACCCUGGCAGGGAGAAGAAGCAGCCAGAGUGUGCGUUCUUCUGUGCUGGGGGGAUUAUUCCUCCAGAAAGUUUCAAGUGGUUACCAGCUGAGUCGCUUGACAAACUGGAGAGAGUAGGACCUCCGUAA